Molecule: messenger RNA, 1875 nt
Organism: Oppia nitens
Lineage: Eukaryota; Metazoa; Arthropoda; Arachnida; Sarcoptiformes; Oppiidae
Product: suppressor APC domain-containing protein 2-like
Exons: 2
Coding region: 18-1754 (578 amino acids)
Source: RefSeq, a predicted model, not a curated record
GAUUUUAGAAGAAAACUAUGAAUACGAUAGAUAUGCCUGAAGUUAGCGAAGAAAACCCAUUCAUCUACGGAAUGUCCAAACAAUUUGUUAAUGCAUUGCAUGAAUUGUUUGAUGUAAUGGACAGCAAUGGUAUGGGUUAUGUUCGGUAUGCAGACAUAGCCACCCAAUGGGAAGAAGACGACUCGGAUCCACUGUUCCCGAAAGGACUUAUCAAUUGUCUAUCCAAAGUGACACUACCUAACGGUCUGUUAACAUUUGACCGUUUUUGUGCCGGAAUCAAGUUAUGUCUACUUAAAAAUCAAGUCGACUUCAGCAGUAAUGAUGAUAACAAUAAUGGUAUUACAACACUGUCGCCAACACCACCACCACCUGCACUGCCUUUGGCUCCUCCGCCACCAUUGCUUCCCAGUCCCGGAUCGACCGAAUCAGUAACACCAACACUGCCUGCACUUCCACCUCCUCCAGUACCUCCUCAUCAAACAUCUCCAGCCCUUCUAGCAAAACCAAUACCUCUGUCUUAUAAUUCAAUGAAAUCAAUACAGACAUCUGCCUCCAAUACACUACCAGAGACAGUGCAUCAGAAAAAGCCAACGGCUUCCGUAACACCUGUUCCUCCACAACAACCUCCACCACAUGUUUUGCAUAAUAAAAAUGGUGCAAACAGUGAUUAUAAUAGUUCCGAUAGCUCAUCCACUACUAACUACCAGAGAGCUAAAAGUAUGCCUCAGUUGAUGAUCAAAACAAAUGGUGAUUCAAAUGGUGGUAUAAAUUGUGGGACAAAUGGUGAAAUUCGCAAUAUUAAAAGUGAUGCCAAACUUGUCCAAAGAGAUGUCAAUGUAAUCAAUGGUCAGAAUAAUGCCAAGAAUCGUCAGAUUCGUUCGCCAAUUCAAUCGGUAAAAGCAUUGUCCAAAAGUUGUAUUAUGAAGACAUUGCAGAACUGGAAGGAGAAUAUGUUGGGUAAACAAGUACUGGAAUUGGAAAGAUUGAGUUCGGGUUCGGGUUCUGGUGGCAGCAAUAAAGAUAAUAUAUUGCCAGCUAAUGGUGCCAACAACGGUGCCUCAGACACUCCUCGCAGCAAUAAAUAUCAACAAUUGGUACCAUUUCUACCUCCGCCGCAGAAUAUUCAGCCAAAUGGACCGGCAAUGAGAAGGGCAGCUAAUAAACGACGAGAACCAAGAAGGCAUACGGUUGGAUCAAAUGGAAUUGAUUUCAAUUCAAUAAGACGUAUUCAACAGUUGGAACAGGAAAGGAGUAUCUUCUUUCAGGGUUUGGAAGGUAUCGAUAGGGCCAGGGACUGGUAUCUGAGGCAAAUUGCAAUCAUCCAGGACAAGAUCAGCUAUGUGACCAAAGUUGGUACACAUCCGGCCGACUAUACACUGGAUGCCUAUCAGGAGCGGAUCAACUUUCAGGCCGCAAGAAUCAUGAAUAUUAAUCAACACUUAUCGACACUUUACGACAAUGAAAGAGGAUUUCCAAUACACAUGAAUCUGGCUAUUCGUCCAAUUAGUGCACAGAUGACUAUUAAUGGCCGAUAUAAUGAUCCCAAUCGACAGCAACAGUUUGUUGUUAAUCCCAAUGUUGUCAAUCGACUCCGAGAUCAGAAUCGAUUGCUUACCGAUGAGGUCAGCAAAAAGUGCGAACGAAUUACACAAUUAGAACGGGAAAAGUCGGCACUAAUUCGCGAAUUGUUUCAGUCGAGGACACAGACCAUCAAUAAGGUUAAGACGGAUACCGACGACACAACUUUCAUGUAAUUAACGAUAAACUUUUAUAAGACUUUAUUCAUCAACUUUCGUCGACAAAUACAACAACAAACUUAUUGUAAAAAAAUUUAAUAAUUAUUUAAUUUAAGUUAUUGUAAUUAUAUAAUCUAAA